CUGAUUUUUUUGUAACUCAAUUAUUUUAUUUCUCAAAUAGAACGUGAAAUGGCUUAGCCUCUGAGUCAAUAUGAGACUUCUUUUUGGAUUCAUCUAUGAUUGGAUUCAGCUUUACAGAAUCAUAACAGGUACGUCGGUUCUUGUUCAACCCCUGACAGAUGGUUAUAGUCCUAAAACCACAACCAUCUGACUAGUUCCAAGCUGAGCAGGUGAUUCCGGUCUAACCAUGUACAUCUAUAUCUGCAUACAAAAAAAUAAUAACACAUGUAUAAGUAAAUAAAAAAUCAUCCAGUCAAAAUGUACAUAACUUGAUUCUUUCCUACCAUUUAUUCCAUGGACAAAAUGUCUUUAUGAAAGAUAGCAAUCAGCCCCCCUCCCCCUACUAUGAGGCCAACAAAAUACACAAAAAAAUAAAAUAAAAUGAUUUGCAAAGUUGGAAAGAUACUGUAUAAGAUUUUGUAGGUCUAUGGAAGGAAAUGGAAUGAUACAGCAUUUUAUUUUAUUUGAAAAUGUAGUUUUGUCUCUUUUUGUUUCUUUCUGCAUUAGUACUACAUAUUUUAGCCACUAUUCAUUCAUCCACACCCCCCUUUUUUCCCUCCUUCCCAUCUUCUUCACAUCCUCUCUUUCCGGGCUCAAUCGGGCCUGUUUCUACUCCAAACACUUUUACCACUACAAACAAGCCAGACGAUGAAGAAGCAUGUACUCCUCCUCGCCUUGCUCUGUGCAGCAAUCCUAGUCCAAGGGUCCAGAGUUCAAAAGGGACAUGUCAAAAACUGGAAAGAUUACAAUAUUCAAUCAAAAUUGAGAGAGGGAGGUUCUAGAAGGUUCUUAAUCGGCUCGGUGGCUCCGACUUGCACCUACAACGAGUGCAGAGGUUGUCGGUAUAAGUGUAGAGCAGAGCAAGUACCGGUUGAAGGCAAUGAUCCCAUGAAUAGUGCUUAUCACUACAAAUGUGUGUGCCACAGAUAGUUCUUUUACCUUUUCCUUGACUUACUAUGUCCAAAUAUAGAGUCAGAGUCAGUCUCUACCUUAUGGAUUUCGAUACUACUAUAAAUAACUGUUGCUAUUACUAGGAGGAAAUAUAGAUCCCUUUUGUCUAGAGUGGUUGUGUUUGUGCCAUUUUUGUUUAUUACGGUUGUGGAAUGUUGUUUAACCGGUUUUGUUGGUGGAGGAGCAGAUUAUUGAGUCUGGUUUAAGAUUUU
Messenger RNA from Salvia splendens (bonfire salvia), 1202 nucleotides. Its product is annotated as EPIDERMAL PATTERNING FACTOR-like protein 9. The transcript is spliced from 4 exons. Gene Ontology annotation, biological process: positive regulation of stomatal complex development. Bases 688 to 969 code for a protein of 93 amino acids. The record is from RefSeq and is a predicted model, not a curated record. NCBI's taxonomy places the organism in Eukaryota, Viridiplantae, Streptophyta, Magnoliopsida, Lamiales, Lamiaceae.